AUGAAGAAGGCGCAGCAUAAGGCGCGCGAGAAGCUCCGGCGCAAGGGCCUCCUCGCCGAGGACGCGCCGACGGCCGAGAUGUUCGAGGAGAAGUUCUUCGACGUGUCGCUCACGGAGGUGCCGGAGAAGAAGCGCAAGCGCAUCAUCCAGGAGCUGCGCGCCGUGACGCGCUUCAGCCUGAAGCAGGCGACGGACGCGGCCGAGCGCGUGCCGUGGACGAUCAAGAGCUCGUUGACCCGGGAGGCCGCGGACGCCGUCGUCAAGCGGCUGUCCCGCGCCGGCGCCGGCGUCGAGCUC
Aureococcus anophagefferens is the source of this 297-nucleotide messenger RNA. RefSeq lists its product as hypothetical. Gene Ontology annotation, biological process: translation. The annotation marks the transcript as partial. The record is from RefSeq and is a predicted model, not a curated record. The transcript has a single exon. NCBI's taxonomy places the organism in Eukaryota, Pelagophyceae, Pelagomonadales, Pelagomonadaceae. Gene Ontology annotation, molecular function: structural constituent of ribosome. Gene Ontology annotation, cellular component: ribosome.